Messenger RNA from Penicillium verhagenii, 2025 nucleotides. RefSeq names its product developmental regulator FlbA (gene flbA). The transcript is spliced from 4 exons. Gene Ontology annotation, biological process: intracellular signal transduction. The coding region runs from base 1 to 2025 and encodes 674 amino acids. The record is from RefSeq and is a predicted model, not a curated record. NCBI's taxonomy places the organism in Eukaryota, Fungi, Ascomycota, Eurotiomycetes, Eurotiales, Aspergillaceae.
AUGCCAACCCUAUCCGUGAACCAUUACCGAGACUAUUCUCUUCCUGCAGUUCGUGAUUCUGUCAUAACUACAACUCCCUCACGCGCUAUUUCCCCUGUGCCUCCCCCAACGACUGAUCCGCCUACCCUGCAUACUACCUUUACGGGGUCAGUCGUCGGUUCUAUUUCUCGCCGCAAUCGUCGCUCCUUUGCGGCCUUAGCCUCCAAGACUUCCAGCGCCUUUGCCAGUCUGUCAACCAUCAAUCAAGCUACCCCAUUGCGAUCUUCACCCUCCGCCACCAGUCUUUCAAGAUUAUCCAAAUUCCCGAGCGCGACCGCCAACCCCUUGACCCCGCCAUUGUUAGCAGGAGAAUCCAACCCACUGGAAUUUGCGCGCUCAGAAUCUCCGGCAUUGGCCGACUUGAACCACUCUCAUAGACGCCGCUUAACCUUGCAGCGCAUUCCGACUCCCCCAGAGAUCCGCCCUGCUCUCUCGGCCACCGUGCCUUUUGCACCAUCCAAGAUGCACCAAACUUCAUCCCGGUUGUUGCGCAUGACCGAAGAUGAGCGCCCUUUCACCAAGGAUUUCAUGGACUUGUUCUCCACCUUGAUGGUCAGUCUGAAGCUGGACUCCCACCGAGUUCGUUUCACCCGAUAUGAUCACACCUUCACCUCAGAAGAGGCCAUCAACAAUUUGGGUUCGCUCAAGUUCUCCCAAUCGAACCGCAUGCCCGACCCCAAGGACCCCUCCCGUAUCGUCACCACCACAACUACCACCACUUUCUCCAUGGCCAAGGAAAUGGCCCGUUCCGUUUGCCAGCGAUUCGUCGACGCCCGCUUUAUUGAGCCCGUAGACGGCAAGGCUUUGCCAAUCUUCCCUCUCAAGGGAGCGUUGUUCCAGCUUACACCCAAGGGUAUUAACAUCCUGCAGCGCUUCUGCCAGCGGAACGGAAUCACCGCCCGUCACGUGAUGGAUGUGUUGGAGUCGCCGCGCAACACCAUGCAAUUGGUGAACCUGGAGCGAGACACCGAAUCGGAUAAAUUAUCGCAUGACCGCGCCACCAUCGAAGUCAUCUUUCGCCGAUUCGCCGGUCAGGAUGGCCCCAACAUCAAGAGCAGCAUUUCCACCUCCGAUUCUGAUUCAUUAAGCGACUACACCAAUGGCUUGGUCGGAGUGAAGAUGGCCCGGGAGCGGAAACUGCAGGACAACAAGAUUUACAACAACACAUUUACUGGCAAGGGAGCUGUCGAUUGGUUGAUGGAUUGCUCUACCACCAUUGAGCGUCGGGAGACCUGCUUGAUUGCCGAAUUGUUCCUCAAGUACGGUUUGAUCACCAUGAUUCAGGACGACAAGGCUUUCCCCGACUCCAACGCCGUAUUCCAACCGUCCAAGUACUCAAUUUACUGCAUUACCGAGCGGGGCCAGCGUGUAUGUGGAUGGAUUGCUCGCGACAAGAACCGCGAUAACAACGCCAACACUACCUACGAUAACCGUGGAAUGCCCCGCGACUCUAACAACGCCCGCCUUACUCACAUCCUAGGGGACCCUGCCCUUCGUCUUUUGUUCCGCGAGUUCUUGCGCUACUCCUUGUGUGAAGAGAACCUUUCAUUCUACCUCGAUGUGUCCGAAUUCACUGCCAACUAUCACAAGGCCGAAAAAGCCGGUGUAUUCAACAAGGUGGACUCGGUCCGGGAAACUUUGGCUGCUGCCUAUGGCUUGUACAACGCGUUCCUGGCUCCUGGAUCCCCUUGCGAGUUGAACAUUGACCACGCCCUUCGCAACAGCUUGGCCAGUCGUAUGACCAAGGCUGUGGGUGACGAUGAAUCCAUGUUCAAGAGUCUCCAAGAGGUGGUUCACCUGUUUGAGCUUGCACAGACCUCUGUGUUCAAGUUGAUGUCAAGUGACUCGGUUCCCAAAUUCCUCCGUGACCCCAAGUACUCCGUUGUUCUGCAGGAGCACGAUGUUGACAUCUUCGGUGGAUCUCGUUCGUACUCACCGACCCCUGGUGGCCCCGAACGCACAAUGAGCCGUUCUGCGCGGACAUGA